Molecule: messenger RNA, 1476 nt
Organism: Varanus komodoensis (Komodo dragon)
Lineage: Eukaryota; Metazoa; Chordata; Lepidosauria; Squamata; Varanidae
Product: A disintegrin and metalloproteinase with thrombospondin motifs 13-like
Exons: 4
Coding region: 563-1186 (207 amino acids)
Source: RefSeq, a predicted model, not a curated record
CCAGGAUUUGCCCACCCUACCUGUGGGCACAUAAAUGGUUUGUGUGGCGGAAGACACAAUUUCACCCCUUCCUCUAGGGUGAUUUGUUGGUACUGGAUCAUCUUUCUUUGCCUUUAUGGGGAAAAGAAAUGUUCUGACCCUUCUCCGAGGUAGGUCUCACCAUUACCAGUAGCCGCAGCACCGCUUCGUUCUUCUUCCCUCAAGGUUUGGUUGUUGUCGGCAGUAUCUUGGCAGACAUUUUGCACCCUUGUCAGGCUGAGUUGCCAUGCCAUUCCGGGGCAUUGUGUGAUGUUUGCAGCACAAACAGAAACCAUGCAGAAUUGUCCCAGAACAUUCUGCAGAUGGCUUUCUUUUUUCCAGGCUGUGUAUUGGGGCAUAAGAAAACGGAAAAGCUCGGAAAAGUAUCUGCUGGGAGAGACUGAUUCCAGAGUUAGAGCUGAAGCAGCACCACAGAUUGCGACUGCGUGAGGUUUUGGAUUUUACCAACUCUGAGCCACCUCUUCAUGGUCUUCCUCCAGGUGUGUGUGGAAGGCUGUUCCGCAGCUCCACGGGGUUGAUCAACAUGACUGGCACUGGAGCCAGCGACUGCACCGUUGCCAUCGGCCGGCCCCUAGGAGAGGUCCUGACCGUGUGGGUGACGGAGAGCUUCCUGAAUUGCAGCGCAGGCGAGAUGGUGCUGUUCUCCACGCGGACAAUGUGGCGGAUGGGCUGCAAAAGGCUGACCGUGUCGACCAUACAAACCCGGACCAACACCCUGAUGAUCAGGCAGCGCCUCCAGCUGCCGGGGAGCGGAGUGGUCCUCCAGUACAGCAGCGGAAACGCGCCACGGAGAUAUCACCAUGACUGUGAUGUGCAGUUGUUUGGUCCCCGUGGAGAAAUCGUGGAUCCUGCGCCUUCUGGCGGUGGGGAGCUGCAAGCUGCUUGCAGGACGUUUAUUGACGUGGCCCCACGGCUCCGAAUAGCCAUCCACGCUGUAUCCGUGGCCCCGAGUGCGGACGUCCCCAGCCAAAUGCACCACUCCGGUUAUAUCUUGAUUCGUGAUGUCAAUGCCAUGAAGACGGUGGUUUUCCGUGGAAAUCAGCUGUUCUACUGGGAAUCAACUGGGAGCCAGGCCGAAAUUGAAUUCAGCAAAGAUUUUGCCAACGGUAGUUUCCGAGCAGAGUACUGGGUCGUCCUGCCGAAGUAAACAGCACCACAGAGAUGUCAGAAUUGCCGAUGGGCUGACCAGCUGCAAAAAGAGGGCCUGGCAACCUGCAUUUCUUCUGGCCGGGAGAAUGCCGGGAGCUGCAGUCCAAUAGAUACGGAGGGUGCCAGACUGGAGAAGGCUUUUGUAUUCUCCAGGGUUAUAUAGCCGGGGGAUUUUGCAAUGCACCGCUUGCCCUGCAAGUUGGAAAAGAGCAGAGGGGCAAAUCUGGCAGCAAAAUUCUGCUAUGGGUUGGAGCCCAACGUAUUAUUAGCUUGAAAAUAAACCAUUUC